AUGGCAUCAAAUAAUAAACUUCGUGUAACAGUUACUCUUCAACCUUCCGGAAAAUCAAGUGUAAUAAUUGUACAGACACUCGAAGAACUUCUUCGUCAAUGUUCAUCAAAAUUUCGUGUAAAAGUACGUCGUAUUUUUUUAGCAACAACAGGAGAAGAAUUAUUAACAGAUUUAUCACGAAUUUCAAAUGAUACUAAAUUAAUUGUAACAUGUGGUGAUACAUAUACAAUCGCUAAUACAUCAUCAUCAAAAACAACAGAUUCAAUAAUUGAUUCAUCAUCAGUUUCUAUUCAAAUUAUUGCAAAUAGAACAUUAAUUGAACAAGCAGCUAUUGAUCAAUUGAAAAAUGUGGCUCGAUUAUAUGCAAAAGUGAAACAUAUUUGGGGUACAGCUAAGAAUGAAAGUUUUCUUUAUAGAGAAUAA
This is a messenger RNA of Rotaria sp. Silwood1, 423 nucleotides long. The record is from the annotation of a GenBank genome assembly. Lineage: Eukaryota; Metazoa; Rotifera; Eurotatoria; Philodinida; Philodinidae.